CGCAUGCGUACGGCAGCCUUCCAGGGAGCUGUCCAAAGACAGUCGGUGCUGGAGUGUUUGGACAGAACACACACACACACACACACACACAAUGGAGGAAGAGUUAAAAUGUCCAGUGUGCGGUUCUGUGUUCAAGGAGCCCAUCCUGCUUCCUUGCUCGCACAACGUGUGUCUGGCGUGUGCGCGCAGCAUCAGCGUGCACACCCCGGACGGCGAGCCCCCGGUGCAACAGAGCCGAGCCUCGGCCAGCUCGGACUACGACUACCUGCUGGACGUGGACAAGAUGAGCCUGUACAGCGAGACGGACAGCGGCUACGGUUCGUACACGCCCUGCCAGCUCAAGUCGCCCAACGGCGUCCGGGUGUUCCCCUCUUCCGCCGCCGCCGCGCAGCGCCUCUGCUCGCUCACCUGCCCGCUGUGCCACCGCAGCGUCUCGCUGGACGAGCGCGGUCUGCGGGGCUUGCCUCGGAACCGGCUCCUGGAGGCCAUCGUGUCGCGGUACCAGCAGCACCGAGCCGUGUCCUCCUCGUCCUCUUCCUCCGGGGCUCCCAAGUGUCAGCUGUGUGACCGCAACCCGGUGGACGCGGCGGUCAUGUGCGAGCAGUGCGACGUCUUCUACUGCAACGCGUGCCAGCAGCGGUGCCACCCGUCCCGCGGCCCGCUCGCCAAGCACCGCCUCGUACCGCCGCCGACUCACCAGCCGGGCCAUGCGGCCUCGGCGGCGGCCGGGCAGCCCCCGGCCACCGCUCGCAAGCCGGCGACGUGCGUGGAGCACGAAGCGGAGAACUUCGUCAUGUACUGCUGCAGCUGCAGAGCCCCGGUGUGCGCCAAGUGCGUGGAGGAGGGAAGGCACGCCAAACACGACGUCAAGCCGCUGGCCCUCAUGUGGAAGCAACACAAAUGUCAGCUCUCGCAGGCCCUCAACGGCGUCUCGGACAAAGCCAAAGACGCCAAAGAGUUCCUGGUCCAGCUGAAGAACAUGCUGCAACAGAUCCAGGAGAGCGGCGUGGAGUUUGAAGCCUGCCUGGUGGCCCAGUGCGACUCGCUGAUCGAGGCGUUGACGCGUCAGAAAGCCAAACUCCUCACCAAAGUCACCAAGGAGAAGGAGUACAAACUUAAGGUGGCACGUGACCAGAUCACCCACUGCACCAUGAAGCUGCGCCAGACCACGGGCAUGAUGGAGUACUGCCUGGAGGUGCUCAAGGAGAACGACCCAAGCGGCUUCCUCCAGAUCUCGGACGCCCUCAUCAAGCGGGUGACGUCGUCUCAGGACCAGUGGGUCAAAGGUAACUUGGAAGCCAAGGUCGGCCCCGAAUUCCAUCUCACCCUCAACACCGACUCGCUGCUCCAGACCAUCCUGCAGCUGGACUUCUGCCAGGGCAAAGAUGUGCAGGAGAGCCCCUUAUUGAAACAAAUGCAGCAGGCAGCAGCAGGCAGUGGUGAGGCUGACAGCGAGACAGAAAGCCCAGGAGUGGAGACCGGACCCUCAGUGCCGCCGGCACCCCUCCUGCAGCUGGAGAAGUGCUGCAGCAGGAACAACAGUGCCACCCUGGCCUGGAGGGUAACUGCGGCACAAGCCAAUCCCAUCGAAGGCUACAUACUGGAGCUGGAUGACGGCAACGGAGGACAGUACAGGGAGGUUUACGUGGGGAAGGAGACGGUGUGCACGGUGGAUGGACUCCACUUCAACAGCUCCUAUAACACCAGAGUGAAGGCCUACAGCGCCAUCGGAGUGGGACCGUACAGCAAGACGGUGGUGCUCAAGACUUCUGACGUGGCUUGGUUUGCCUUUGAUCCCACCUCAGCGCACCGGGACAUUGUGCUGUCCAACGAGAACCAGACGGUGUCAUGUAACAGCUACGACGAUCGUGUGGUGCUGGGGACCGCCGCCUUCUCCAAGGGCGUCCACUACUGGGAGGUUUGUAUCGACCGCUACGACAACCACCCGGACCCCGCCUUUGGCAUAGCCAGGAUCAACACCAUGAAGGACAUGAUGCUGGGCAAGGACGACAAGGCCUGGGCCAUGUAUGUGGACAACAACCGCUCCUGGUUCAUGCACAACAACUCACAUACCAACAGGGCAGAGGGAGGCAUCACUAAGGGCUCAACCGUGGGCGUCCUCCUGGACCUUACCAAGCACACACUGACCUUCUUCAUCAACAAGGAACAACACGGGCCGACUGCCUUUGAGAGCCUGGACGGGGUCUUCAUGCCCGCCGUCAGCCUCAACAGAAACGUGCAGGUGACCUUAUCAACAGGUCUGGAGUUGCCGAAAAACCGCAAACAAUAGGCGACUGGUGCGAAAGAUUUCAACAACACUGUCCUCUACAGGUUCCCCUCAGCGUGUAUGCUCCGUUAUUUAGGUGUCAGAGACUUCCCCAAAGAGAUUCUUGUUGAUUUAACUUCCUUUCUAACACUACCACUCAGACUUGAUCGUUUCCCCUGAAUGUGGACUAGCAAAACGGCAAGCAGAGAGCAGACUCUACUAUUGUCAGGAGUUCAAGAGGCGACUGGGGUUGUUGCAGCCAUGACAUACUGAGUGCAACUGCAGCAGCACUGUCACUUUGGAUUGAGCAUGGAAGUGUCAUCAUCCGUUGUUGCAGCCCAGGUAGCAGAAAGACCGUUUCGAAGUUGUUUCAGUCGCUUGGCAAAAGUUAAUCCUUCUUUAUAGGCUUUGUCCUCGGUGACCUUUGUUUACUUUACUGCAUCACGGCUGUCUACACUUACGUCUCUUAAAGUGCUCAUGACACCAAAGCACGUUAAUCUUAUUUUCGCCUUGAAAAAUAACAUUGAAAGGCAUAUUUCCUGUGUUAGAUGUGUGCUCCAAUGUUGAAAUAUUUACCAUUUUUGUACACUUUUCGUCACUUUUUCCGGGACUGGAGGAGGAGGAGGAGGAGGAGGAGUGGCGUUUACACCAGAAUUUCCCACCCGGAAGCUCUCAUCCACUGCAAUGCUUUCGCCGCUGUUACGGUCUAGUUCUGGAUGAACUUGUGUUGUUUGUUAUAUAUUUUGAUAUCAUGCCCGCUUGUUGAGUUGAAGGAUUUGUUGGAACCCUCGAGGAGAUGGAGUGAGCUUGUUCGCAUUUCCAAAGACACCAUUCGCCUCAUCAGAUGAUUGGCAAAUUUCGUGGGACAAAUGUUUCCAUACUGCCCCGCAGAUGGAAAUAAAGUAAAAAGACGGAGUUUGGAAAAGCGUGCCAAGGUGGCAGUAAGUCAAUCCAAACUUCUUGUACCAUUUCUCAAUUGGAAGCAGUCUAGUACUCAUGGUGGCUAAUGCAGUGCUAAUUCCUAUCUGGUUUGUUAUGACGUGCUAGCUUAGUGGUUAAUGUGCUAUCUGUUGUAGCGCGCAACAGUACUGUAAAUUCAAAACGUUGUCUCUGAUUGCAGCGUCACUACAAAUCUUAAAAUAAUAAUAUUGGUUUUCAUGGGAAAUUGCUUGCUAAACGCCGAUUGUCUAUGGUUUUUUAGCUCUGUGCGGUGUGCUAAGAGUUAGCUGGUAGUCGUCAGUGGCUAUCACUGCCAGUAAAACAUAUCGUAGUCCUCACAACACAAUAUUAGCCAAUGUUGUUAUUGUUGUCAAUAUGUCACACAUUCAUGGCUGUGCUUCUUUGCAACUGGUUGCCGGUGUCACCCGUAAGUGUCCUAGACCUGAAUUGUUAGCAAAACAUGGAUUGCAGUUACUCAUCUUUCUAGCCUGUUUUGCAGUCCAUGCGUCAGUUUCAGUAAGUAAAUCCAUAUUUUUUGACUACAUCUAUUCUCGGAAUCUUAGUAUAAUAGUAUGGGCUUUCUCUUCACGUCACAUACGCUGGCUAUCGCAAGCUCGCGCCGCCCGGCACUUUACAUUCACUUAGCCGAUCAAACGCCCCAGCAAGCGCCAACCGCCGGAACGAAUGCCCCACAGAACAUCCACACUGGAACUGUGGCAUUCUGCUUAGAAACGAUCACUUUUCUGCUUUCAUGCAUAUUAGCGUUUGUUGCUAACUGCCAGCUAGCACUCAGUGUAUUCAAUCACUACGUACAGUAGCUAGCCACGUACUGUACUAAAACGCUGAAAAGCUGACGGAAGGCUCACUCUUUCUCUUCAUUUGACUAUACAACCAAUGUGCUCAGAUACAAGCAGAGUGAACCCUCUUGUUAUCCAGCCUGUGUGCUACAGCGAGACGAGGAAAUGGAACGAGCAUACGUACAUGUCAAUUUAUCGACGCAACAAAAUGAUCAGACUAUUUUUCUCUAUCGUUUGAUUGAUCGUUUUAUCGAUUAUCGUGACAGGCCUAGCUGAAGCAUGUGUUUUCAUCUGGUUCCCGAAGCGUGUUCUGGUCAUGACGUGAAAGCCAAGAUGGUGUCGGUUCCGAAAAGUUGAAGGGGGCCGUGUCAAAAUCACCCCUUCAAGUCACUCGUAUUCCAUAGUUGUUCAUCAGCAGUUUGACAAAAAUGUUUUAUUAAGUGAAUACAGUCGGCCCUCUUUUAUGCCGGUUAACUGGUCCCAGACCAGACUGCGAUAAGUGAAUUUCGAAAGUAGGAAAUAGGAUUCAAUAUUAAUAAACAGAAUAUUUUUGUAGUGAGAGCACAGAAAACCUGUUUAUGAUAUUCUAAAUGCAGUUUUAUUUUUUUAUCAUUAUUAGAGCCCUGUAGACAUGAAAUAACACCCCUAUAGUCAUCUUUACACUCCUGUUAUUCUUUGUUUACAUCACAUUGCUCAGGCUAUGGGAUCAAUGCAGGGACAUUACAGAUGGCCGUUGCUAACAUAGCAAGCUGCCCAACUAACUAGUUAGCCUCUCCAAUGUACUUAUUAUAAACUUAAGUGUUUCCACAGGAGUGGGCAGGAAGGACAAAGAAGCCAAAAACUUACCACUUCCACACGGAGUACAGUCUCAGCCAUGGCACGUCCGUCUCAGCCAUGGCAUGUUGGCUCGGUACCGCUGGCUCAGUAGCCACUCUCCAUGCAGUGUGAAAGCUAACUGAUGCCGAGUGACCAGUGUAGAAUACUACGUAUAACUUGUCUUUCAAUGUUUUUGGACUAAUAAUAGGCCAUAGUCAAUCAUGAAACAGCCAUCAUUUAUUACUUUUUUGGGGGCAAAACUGCGAUAUAGUGAGUGGCAACUGUCCUUUCAUUUUGUGAUUGUUUUUUGUGUCAUAAGCACUUCAGGUUUUUCUUAAAAAGGCAGUUUUGCGACACACCAGAAGCUUGACGGUUAGCUUAGCUUCAUUUAGCAUGAGGAUGACAGAUGAGCCGUGUGUUUAGUUUAAACUACUCGCUAUUGAUUAUCCAUUACCAAAGCAGGUACUACAAGGUACUAUUUCCAGCCAGUCAAGUUACAAAGUGUGCUGAGCUGACACCAGAUCCGUUUCCUUGCUGCCCUCAGUCUCCUCCUGAAUAACAUCUGUUGCCCUGCUGUGGUAAACACAAGACAUGUUUGUCACCCUCCUUUGUUGUCGUUUAUGAGCGUGGAUAGACUGAUUGACCGCGUGAAAUGAGACAGUUUAAGCUUAAUCAGUCAAAGAAGAAACAUAGGCAAAACAACAGUCAUGCUAGAGAAGAGAAGUAACAAGACAGAGCAUCUCAAACAGAAUCACAAAUGUCUUCAGCGUGAGGGGAUGAAGCAGAAAAAGCAAAGGAACUGAGCUUUUUUUGUUGUCUCUGGAGACACAAAGUGAAUAUUUUAUAUGUAAUGUCUGGGAGAAGAGUGAGCUUUCUCUCAUGGUAAUUUUAUAGCAUUCUCCUCUUUUAGUUUCUCUGAGUGUUGCCUUCAAACAACAAGAAGUGGCAUCGGGUAAACACGCUGCCAUGAACGAUCACUGUGACCAACUUAGCUCAUUAUCAAGAUUCAUAUUGAGAAAUAGGAGAAACUAUUAAAACAGGAAGGCGCUGGGAAAGAAUGGUAGUUUCCCAACAAACGGCCUAUAAUAUUACAAGACGCUGCCCUGCCAAACAGAUUCAAGUGCUGUUAUCCCAGUGCACUAAUGGGUUGAAGUCUUACAAUGCGGGCCGUGUGUUUGGGACAAAUGCAAAUAAUACAAAAAUGAAUGCAAAUGAUGUGCAAUGUGAAGCAUGAACUGAGCAUCAAUCUUCUCAAGCUGCAUUGAAAAUAGUUUGUGCAUUUAUUGUGUUGUUUACUGCCAACUGCUGUGAAAACUCGCCCUCUGCUGUCCGACGGAGGAAUCACGACUCCGAGUCAGGCGGCAUAAAAUGUGACGAAGCCAUCGCUGUACACUCACAUCUUCUACAUACAUUUUAGAGACGCACGGUAUCUUUUCCAAACCGAUAACGAUAACUUUUUAAAAUGUACUUGAAAAAAAAUUGAUUUAAGUGUAGUUUGUGCACACCUGGAGGUAAGAAGGACUGAAACAAAUUAGGAUUUGACCAACUGUACCUGUUGAUUUGUCUUCCUCGGAAAGUGAAUGUUUGUUUCCAAGUGAGCUCAGGGGAAGUUACAACAGGCUGUUAACAUCACAGGCAGGGGAAAAAAAGGAGCGCUUGAAUUGCUCACCCACACAGUACAGGUAGUCUCGCCUCAUUUGAGUGUUCUUUUGAAAUUAUUGGUUAUCGGAGCUAUUUUUUAAUGUUAUUGCAUUUAUCGGUAUGAUGCCAUAAAUCCCUCAUAUCGGUCCAAUAAUUAUCGUGCACCCCCAAUACAUAUAUCAAUAUAUUAUAUUUGCUUUUUUUAAUAUUUAUAUAUAUAUAUAAUUUAAAUCAACACUAUGAUGGUCAAACAUUGGAAUAUAAACUAUGAUUUAGUAAGUCCAUUAAAAACCACACAGGUCACACACGUUGACUUCUUGCAGGUGUCCGUGCAGUGUAUUAUUUGCUGAGCGGGGCUGAAUGUGAUCUGCCAGAUACCACCUUCAUUAAAGGGCUUACGACAUCACGUCUCCAAACUUUACAAACAGCUCCGACUCAAGAACAGCCCAUAAUAUGCUGAUUUGACAUGUUGACUGUGGUGUGGAUGCUACAUAAUUAACGUGGAGUCAUUGUGCAGCAUGUCCCUUUUACCUCACACCUGCCCACCCGUGAAUGUCUUAAACUUGACAUAUAUGUAUUAUUUAUGUUAUGGUGCUUGGGGUGGGGAGAUGGUGCAUGUCACUGCUAUCUAACUUUAAAAGUCAUUUAUUUAGCAAGUAUGUACAUAUAUUUAUGAAUACUUGUUUGUUUGUUGUUAUAAAGUUGCUGCUGUUGAUAUUGAUGACUUUCUUUUUAACCAAGUGAUGUAAAUAAGGAGCUCAAUUAGCAUUUACUGUAUGUUCAUUCUUUGAAGGAAAACUGUACUUUUGUUUUUUUGGAAAUUUAGCCCAUCAACAACAAUCAUUCUGUGAGACAUGAACACGUGUCUCUCUUUUCUGUGAGUUGUAAAGGUAUCAAAACAGAUAAAAAGAGGCAGGUAAUUAAUGCACAUAAUGGGACACACAUGAAAGUCCGCUAUUAAAACACCUCCAAAAAGCUCCAACAAGGUUUUAUGGUUUUCUAUCCAUGCUGUGAGCAUGUAGUAACAGGUACAUUCAUGAUAACAUGGAAUACUUACAGUAUUUUGGGAACUUCCUUCCUGGGUGCAUUGAUUUCACAGAGCAACGUAGAAAGGAACGCUACACCUAGCGUUAACUUUUCCACACUCAUAAACAAAAGCACAGCGGCAGUGGCGGCAGCUCCAAUAUGUAGCGUUACCUUUCUCUGGUGGCCUGAUAUAAUAUAAUCUAAUAUGCAGGUGACAUUAUGGAAAUGCAGCUUUUUGGAGGUUUUUUCGGAAAGCUUUAUCGGUGGAAUAGGUGCGUCCCAUUACGUGUAUUCUCACCUGCCUCUUUUUAUAUCUUUAGAAUGCACAGAACAGAGAAAGAUGUGUGUUUAUGUGUAAGGAUUGUGGAUGAUGGGCAGAAGCCCAAAAAAAAUUGCACUUUUCCUAUAAACAACCUCCCCCCCUUCAGCCCUCCACCCUUCUUGCCAAGCUGUGAAUGUUUUGUACGACUACAUGGUUUCUAUAUGAGCAUCAUUUAAUGAACAAACACCGUGCGUGCACGCACACGCACACACACGUUUUCUUUUUGGUCCUUUGUAAAACAGAAAUAAAUGACCUGUGAUGACAAACGUGUCUGUCGUGGUGCACUGACAUCACCUCCAAUGUCCAUGAUAAAGCUUGAAACAGCAUCCACUGUGGAAUAGGAGUCCACACAUAAUGUUCGUUGAGUCUUUAGCAUGUUAGUCACACUUGUUUGUCUCCAUUUUCCAUAUUGUGAUGAUGAUUCAUCAGAGCCAUAGAUUCAUCAUAGCCACUGAGGUGAGUGUAUUUAAAAACAGAUGAGGGGUAAAACGAGCUUGAGUCUGGAUGUCAGGCUCCCACUGUGACGUGUAUCCAGUGUUCCCCCCCCAUUGUUGUCCGUGUCAGAUGCCAUCUCACCUGGGUUUAGGUGAGUGGCGGGGCGUUUACGCCAUCAUCGUCCUAAUGAGAUGUUUCACACAGUCACGCUAGUCACAGCAGGGUGAACGUGUCUGUUGUUCUUCCUCUCCGUGACCAACACUGGACAAACAUGUCAACAACUUGUGACGUCUCCCGAAUGGGGCGUUAGACCACGAUGUGCAGAAGCCCCGCCCCUCCAAUGGCGUUAACCCGCCGUGACAUACCCACCUUAUUUGCCUCCCCUUUUGCCCU
This is a messenger RNA of Dunckerocampus dactyliophorus (ringed pipefish), 8635 nucleotides long. Its product is annotated as tripartite motif-containing protein 67. The record is from RefSeq and is a predicted model, not a curated record. Gene Ontology annotation, molecular function: protein binding; zinc ion binding. The coding region runs from base 92 to 2290 and encodes 732 amino acids. The transcript is spliced from 12 exons. NCBI's taxonomy places the organism in Eukaryota, Metazoa, Chordata, Actinopteri, Syngnathiformes, Syngnathidae.